AUAGUACCAUCUUGUGUGCGUGUACGCGUGGGGGGGGAGGGGUUAGAUUCCCAUAGCAAGGGCAGGGGAAGUCUCGCGACACCCGCUCGCGCCCCGCACCUGCCAUCUUGGUGAGGGGCACGUAGGCCUUGUCCGGUCAUCUUGGUGAGGGGCACGCAGGCCUUGUGCUGUACCCAGGCCCUCGCCUGUCUGUCCCCGUCCAACAGCCCCUCUUUCCCGCCUGUCACAACCCCCUUCCCUCAGAGUUUCGGGGGUACAUCGCGACGCCCCCCUCACGGCGCAACCACGCCUCAGUUGCACGUGGAUGUGGCGUCAUCGCCUCGUGAUGCGAUGGAGGACAUUGCAAAAUGAGGUCAUCACGUUAUGAUGCAAUACACCAAUGCAAGGCGGGAAGACCGUGGCGGUGGGAAGCAUCCCAAGGCCUGGUCUCCCCUGCGAUGAGCCGGACGUGUCGUUCCCUUUGUCCCCGGGCGGCGGGGUCACGGGCUGGCAGCGGCACGGCGCGUCUUUCGCUGCGAGGAGGCCGAAGCACUCUAAAUCUCAGCGCUGACGCCUUUCCUGACUUUGAAGCGGGCUGAACGCUGCUUCGCCCUUUGCUUAGGGUGACACCUGGAAAGGACACGUCAACGGCCCCGCCGGUCAGAGGUGAAGCUUUACGGGCCAUUGCAUCAGAGUAAACACUGAGAAACCCAUGGGUCAAUACGCACGUCUGCUCAACGGCCUUAAAUUCUACAACCAGGCUUUUGCCAACCCAGAGGAUGCCCUGAGGAAUGGAGGGUUGCAGUACUACCGAGACGAUCCGGAUGUGGAGCGGUGCCGCAGGGCUCAUCGCAACGACAUGGAGAACAUCUUCCCCUUCCUCUUCCUUGGGGCCAUUUACUCCAUGCUGGACCCCAAUCCUACUGUGGCCAGGAUCCACUUCCUGAUCUUCCUUGUGGGGCGGAUUGUUCAUACAGUGGCCUACCUCCUGAAGCUGAAGGCCCCCACACGCUCAGUGGCAUAUAGUGUGGCCCAGAUGCCCUGCUUCUCCAUGGCACUGCAGAUCCUCUUUACAAUUGUAAUGCGCUGGUAACAUCAAACAUAAUCGGAUGAUGCUCUAACGUGGCUUAGAAAGAUAUGACUGGGGCUUUCUCAAGGCAUGGACUAAUUUGUCCUUCUCCCUGCUGUCGCUUCGCUGCGGAGAGGUCUCCCAGAUGAACAGAUCACACCAGUUAUUUGCAGCCUCGCUGUGCUUGUGUGUGUAUGGAUCAGGCUGCAGAAAUGAAAAGGGUGGACUACCCAAAGGUGGGUGCUCUGCAUCCAGUCAAAUUAUGCAAAGCUGAGAUGAAACUGAUAUCAUUUUGGGUUUUUUUGUUUUGUUUUUGGGGGGGGGGUUUAUGGCUUCUCAUUGGUGAUAUGCGAGUAAAAAAUUGGAGAUGGGACAAGUUCUGUUUCUUCACCUGGAGAAGAGCAUCCUAGUAGAAGCUUUCUCAGUUGCACCAGGGAGUGGAGAAGAAGACUGUGCAAGGCCUAGAGACAGAACGUGAAACUGAACCAGCAAGGGUGAAUAAGCAGCCUGGACUCAUCUCCUGGAGAUGGAGGGGGAAAAAUCUUACAGACUGAGUCACCAAAUCAGUGGGGCAAACCAUGCCUCCUUUUCUGUACGCUUUCUUAGAAGUGAAAGCAAAGCUGAGAAUCAGCUGGGGUUUUCUCUAAAACACACUUCCCUCUGCAAACCUUGUGUGUGUCUUAAUCUAAGAUGGAGAUGUUGUCUUGUAACUAUUUUCCCCAGCUAAACGGCAGAGCGUCUCUGGGAAGUAAAAUUACAAGCCUUUCAUUUUACUAAAAUCGUGGCAGCAUAGCAGAGCCAAAGUCGAUCACUCCUAGCAACCUGUUGCUCUCUCUUCUACAUCUUUGCCUGAAGUGCACUGCUUCCUGUUUGUGCUAGGAAAAAUUAGCUAAGUUUUUUUUUGUAGCCUUGCACCUGCACCAUAACUGAGGUACCUAAGGUACCAAGGGAGCAGCAUACAGGUUCUGCAGCUCCCUUGAACUAAGAGCAGAGGGAUCUGUGCAAUCAGCAGUUACUCCAAAAUCAAUUGGCUUGGCUCUAGCUCCUCCUCUUAAGAAAAACAGGUUGCUAUCUUUAAAGGCCAUCUCUUUUUCUGGCCUCUUGUUACAACCAGUGAUGCUAUAAUGGGUCUUAUACCAGGCAAGGAGACUAAGACACAGUUAUCCUAAGCUAAAAGGAAGUUUAUUGAACCCUAUCAGAUAAACUGAAGCAUUUUCCGUAGUUUAAAAUUUAGAAUUGUAGCUAGUCAAGGCAAAUGCUCACCACCCCCAGAUUUAAUGAACAUGGUGUCACUGGAUGGCCAGUCCAUGAGGUCUUGUCCGGGGUUCCCAAUUCCUUCAUCUGAGCUAAUCUUGGACCUGUGACCGUAUCUUUCAGGACUGGGUUCUAAGGGGUACGCUCUCUCUUGCCUCUCCUGGUAUACUAGGGCUGUGCAAAGCUUUGAGUUGUGAUUCGAUUAAGAGGAGAUUUGGCCCAAUUCAGUGGUCGAAUCUCCAAAUCCAAAUUGAAUUGGGGGACCAAUAAAAAGGUCCGAACUGAUUUCAAAGCUCUCUGGAUCUUUGGAAAAGUAGAAGCUCUUCAGAGAGCUUCGAUUCGGUCAGUCCCUGGUGUCUGCAGCAAGGAGCUGGACGCAGACUCGGAACUGACAAGUAGGGGGUGGGGGAGGUGGGAGGGGACCAUGGGGGGACCCCUUCCAGGCCCCAUCCCCCACCCUACCCCAGGUCUGGCCCUUUAAGGAAAAAAAAAAAUGGGGGAGAAACCCCCGGCCUCACCAUCUCCUGCAGUGGCCUUGGGGCCUCUAGGGGCCUGUGGCAGAGCCCCCCCAUGCAGUGGGGGGCAGCAGGGAUUGCCCCCAUGCCCAGCAGCACCCAGCGAGUAGGGGCUUUUUUUCAAAGUG
This is a messenger RNA of Alligator sinensis (Chinese alligator), 2945 nucleotides long. It is a transcript of the gene PTGES, whose product is annotated as prostaglandin E synthase. Gene Ontology annotation, cellular component: membrane. The record is from RefSeq and is a predicted model, not a curated record. Gene Ontology annotation, molecular function: prostaglandin-E synthase activity. Bases 692 to 1072 code for a protein of 126 amino acids. Gene Ontology annotation, biological process: prostaglandin biosynthetic process. The transcript is spliced from 3 exons. Lineage: Eukaryota; Metazoa; Chordata; Crocodylia; Alligatoridae.